GACAGAAACGGGGUGUGCAGAGUGGAGGAUUGAAACACCAGGGGCAAAGCUGUUCCUGUACGUCCUGGAGUCAAGACAACAUCUUGGCUUCUCACCGACAAAAAGACUGACGGAAGAUCCUUGGAAGAAGCUUGUGGGUGCCGCCAUGAUGUCCCAGCUGCUGGCUCUGCUCUGCACUGGGCUAUGUGCUGACCAAGGAAGCAGGGGGACUGACGAGUCCCUUCCCAAGCCCUCCCUCAGGGCCUGGCCCAGCUCGGUGAUGCCUUCCUCGGGUAAUGUGACGCUGCAAUGCCAGACUUCUACCAAGAAUGUCAACUUUGUUCUCAGAAAGGGAAAAGUUCCUUUGGAGUCUGUGCAAUCAUGGAUUUCCACAGAUGGGCUGGCUGAAUUUCAACUCACUGACCUACAACCCAGCGAUGCUGGAGCGUACACCUGUGACUACUAUAGACAGCGGGCCCCGAGCACACGUUCAAAGCCCAGUGACAUCCUCUUACUACUGGUGACAGGAAGUUUUCUUAAACCUUCCCUGCAAGCCCACCAAAGGAGUGAGGUGACCGCAGGAGACACCGUGACCCUGAGGUGCCAGACGCCAGCCAAUGUUUAUGAGACUAUAAUGUUUGCUCUACUGAAGGUGGGAGCAGCAGGGCCAGUUCAGCUCCAGGGUCCAGUAAAGAAGGAGACAGACUUCUCCCUCCAGAAUGUGACAGCUGGUGACACUGGGAACUACAGUUGUGUGUACUUCCAGACCAGUGCUCCUUUCUGGGCCUCCAAGCCCAGCGAUCAUCUGGAGAUCUGGGUGACAGAUAAAACUGAAACGAAGCGUCCCAAGACGGUGGGAACAGGAAUAGGGACCCCUGGGAUCACCCUCAUUGUCAUCUCCAUCUUUCUCGUCCUCCUUGGAGCCUUCCUCAUCUGCAAAUACACCCGGUGUGGGGCAGCUCCUCAGAAGGUGACCAAACGCUCCCACUCUGAGGGACCUGAAGAAGUGUGGACAAGUACUCAGCCUGAGAAAGAGAACGGCGAUCCAUCCGCAGCUAUGACGAGCAGCUCUCUGGCCUUGGAUAGAGCAUCCCUGGUCUCAAGAGCUGAGGAUCCCCACGGAGUGACUUAUGCUGAGCUGAACACCAGAGCCCUAAGCAAGCGUCCUUCCAGCCAGAUGGAGCAGUCUCUGGAAGCCUGUGUGUACUCAACUCUUAAGGCAUAGCCAGGAGACCCCAACAAGGGGAUGGAUGAAGGAGAGAGGACCCUUGAGGCACUCGGUGAAUGGGAAUCCCUUUCCUCAAAUCUCCAAUGAAGACGUGUUUCCUUCUUCUAAAAAUUUAUUUAUUUUUAAAUGAGAGGCAUCAUUUGCAUAGAGAAAACUACACAGACUUUGCUAAGUAAAUAGAUAUGUAUAUAUAUAUAGGAUAUUGCU
Neogale vison (American mink) is the source of this 1414-nucleotide messenger RNA. RefSeq names its product T-cell-interacting, activating receptor on myeloid cells protein 1-like. Gene Ontology annotation, cellular component: plasma membrane. The transcript is spliced from 10 exons. NCBI's taxonomy places the organism in Eukaryota, Metazoa, Chordata, Mammalia, Carnivora, Mustelidae. Bases 146 to 1204 code for a protein of 352 amino acids. The record is from RefSeq and is a predicted model, not a curated record.